AGAUAAGCGGCAGUGACGUACUUGUUGUGAAAGUACGUCACACGGUUUGAGCCAAAGGCGGCAGAGAUGAGAAAUUUAAAAUUUGCGGGCUAGCUCGUUAGCUGCUAGCUCACGUCUCGGACCUAUAAUCAGGUAACUUCAGCUCGAGAAUCAUGGCUUCGUAUCUUGAUUUAUUACAACAGACAAAACCGCAGUUUGAAUCUCCGGCCAAAGUUUUUGCUAAGCUCAAAUCCAAGGUGCAAAAGGAAGCGAUGUGCGCAAAAGACGGCAACGGUCCGCCGAACAACGCUCGAGAGGAGCACAGAGUUAAUUUAAAGUCGCCCAGGAAGCAGCAGCAGAGGAUCUGGGUGACCGACGAAUUCGAUGAGAAUCAGAGGUUCGGCAGCGAAGCCCAGCCUUUGAUCCUCUCGCCCAUUAAGAGUCCACAGAAAACCUCCCUGUGUUCGUAUUCAGACUUUAUCCGCAAGUCUUUGGAGGAAACGCCUCCAGUGGUUGAAAUGGGACUUGGAUGCACAAGAAGCGAGAGACGUUUCCUGGAGUCGACAGCCGUAUCUCACCCUCUCUUUCUGACUAAUCAUAUCCACAAAGAACCUCCUCAGGUCAGAGACUCGGAUCGGUUCAUCGUGUCCAGCAGGACUCCGUUGAAGGUUCAACCUGUCGAAAGUGACUGCAAGAGCAUUGCUUCUGAUGAAGAAUGCGCUCCUCUCCACCAACCCGUGUCUACAGCCAGUGCCUUUUCCCCGAUGGUGAAGAGGCUGAGGAAGAGAAAAUGGGAGCAGCAGGAGUUUAACAAAGUCAACAGCACUGAGGAGGUGAGAAAUGAACUCACAUGUCAGCCUCGGCAAAGGAAAGCCCCUGCUCUCAGCGAGGAGAACACCCACAGCACCUGGAUGAACAUCAGAGGAUGCUCUGCUGACCAACCAGAGAGGAUCCCCGAAAACAUGUUUACACCAAGAAAAUUAGUCGCAGAGAGACGCUGUGGUGUUGUUUUGGAAAAAAUUCCUAUAAUGUCUCCAGCUAAGAUGUUUGCUUAUAUGAAGGAGAGAGAAAGCAAAAGGGAACGGCGGGGAGUUCAUGAAGUUAUCAAUACCACGAGGGACAUCUUUAAUGCAGUUAACUCCCUUAGGUCCGGAGACAGUCCUCUCUCCACACCCCACAGUGUUGCUGAGAGGGACAACAGCGUGUUUACAAAUACCUCAGAAAGUGAUGUUCCUGUAAGCCGGCGCAUAUCAGAGUCAGCUGACUGCCAGUCAGACGCCGACCCCUCCGCGGACGCUCUGACCUCGGCUGUGUCGGCGAAGCCCGUUUUGCUCGAAGACCCGCUUGUGCUCAAUUCUCCGCAGAUCUUGGUGCCGAAGAGACAAGAGGCUGUGUUCAAGUGCAACAAGUGGCCUAAGCAAGCGACAUUCCCCAGCGAGAGUGUGAUUUAUCUCAAAAAGUGGUUCCUGAGGAAAAACAGCAAGGGCCUCUUUGUUGAUGGAAUCCAUGGGGAAGACAACAUACCAUGGAACAGUAAUGUCAUCAUGCACAGGGUUUCUAAAUCUAUGAUAAAGACCAUCUCCGGCAGGGUUUACAUCCUGGUUGGGAAGAUGAACUUAAAAGUUGAAUCUGAGUUUCCCAGGUGGUUUUUGAAAAAGUUUGAAAGGGGUUUUCCUCCUAACUGGAAGGCGCUUUACGACAAGAUGCUGACAGAGUCGAGAGACAACCAAGGCAGAGGAAGACAGAAGAAAAGUGAAAGUAGUGGUAUCAAAUCGAAACAAAAAUCGGAGGCCUCCGUCAUCAACAGUUCUGUGAAGCAGCAAACUUCCUUUAUGACACCUGAUUCCUGCCCUCCCAUGGGUGCCUCCUCCUCUAGCAUGAAAGUGUCUCGAAGUGGUCGAGUAAUCAAACCACCUCUGGAGUACUGGAAAGGAGGGCGCGUCAUUCUAGAUGCAUUCAUGAACGUUACCAUCCAUGAAUGUUAUAAUACCUCCAUCUGCAACUCUGAGGUCAAUACAACAUUGUCUACAGGGAUGUCGCAGGAGCCCGUCCGUGUGUUCUUGCCCUGCAGUGAAGGAGAAAAGGAGGCAUCAGUAUCACUGAGGAAGGUCAAGGCUCCUCUUCACAGACGCAACAGAGUCAAGGCUAAACCAGACGGCAAUCACUCUGAUUUUCUCGAACCUGCUGCAGAGCUACUUAGGAGCCCUGAGGAAGGGGCAGGAAGAAUAACAAGGUCUGGCCAAAAGUGUCCUGCUAAAGAAAGAGAACUACAUGUGGACACUGUCCUAAAACACCACAGUGAUAAUGAAAAGUCUUCAGCACAGAGGUCACAAAAACGGUCACAGGGCAGCUGUAGGGCUUCAGCAAGAUUAUCUAAAAGUAAACAGGCUGUCAUAAAUUCCCCAGAAACUCCUCCAGUUAAAAUAUUACAGCAGCUGUCAUCAAAUGAUGAGUUAUCUAUUAAGAGGAAGAAGCGAGGACACAGUAAAGACAGCAGGAAUGCUCACAGGGAGUCAAAGUCGAGCCACAGCUCUGCAGCAAACAACUCACCAGGAUCUGAAGAGCAAAACGAGAACAGAGAGUAUUCAGCACAGAAGUCCCAAAAACAUGGGUCACAUGCCACUCGCAGGCCUGCAAAAAGAGUAAAUACAAGAAAACAGAUGGUCACAAAUCCCCUAGACUCUCCCCCAGUGAAUGAUGAAACAUCACAGAAUCUGUCAUCGGACGAUGAGUUACCCAUGAGGAGACGGAGGGGAAGGAAAGGAGCGCACAGUAAAAGCAGUAGAAAUGCUCGUAGCAGGCCUCAGCCAAAACAUGGGUCCUCAUCCACCAAGUCAGAGGAUUCAGAUAACUUGAUGAGGCACAAACCAAAACACAAGUCAAGCAAAUCCACCAGAGCACCAGCACCCACAAAGACUUUGGGUGCGCCCACGCAAUCCAGCAAGAAACACAGUACGAACGAGGGCAACAUACCGCCGGAGCACGAUGAGGAUAAGUGGACAGAGGCAGAGCUGAUGAGACUACAAGAGGCUGUGUCCUACUAUCCUAAGCACAUGGCAAAUUACUGGGCAAAGGUAGCACGGAUGGUGGGAACCCGUACUGCAGAAGAGUGCCACAGCCAGCACACAUCCCAGGGAGCAUCGCACACUCCUGCUAAGAAAGCCACAAAACCCAAAAAGAAAAAGAUGGAGUCACCCAAAGCUCCAGAUCAUCCUGUGAUAUCAGCCCGAGCGGGAACCUUAAAGAGAAAACAGCAAGUGCGUCAGUUUUUGGAGACUAUGCCCAGAGACAAUGUUGAUGACGUUUUCAGCUCUGAAUACAUGCAGAACAAGCGCUUUGAGCUCCGUUCCUUGUGUUCCGAGGACGAGGAAGACUUGGCAGUGUCGGACCUGGAACCCUUGACCCCUAUGCCAACACGUUUCCCUGAAGUAAAGACUCCUCAGUGUCUGCAUAUCACUCCAGGCAUGAUGGGUUCUCCAAACAGGGACAAUGACGACAAGUACGUGUAUCAACUGCAGAAGAGGAUUAAAAAAAAUCAGUUUAACGCCUGCAAGCUCCCACCUCCUUCAAAGAGCUUCACACCCACACCAUCAGUUAAAAGAACAAUGAGAAGAUGUGGCAACACAGAAAAUGAUACAUUCGUGGUUUGGGAGAUGUUCCCUGGAAACAAUGAGGCGUUGUCUGAAAGUGAAGAAGAGGAGGAUUUCUACUUCUCAGAUAACGACUGAUCAAAGUCAGAAAUGAAAUGUCAUGUUAUUUAUUUUAUUUCAAAUAAAUCAAAUUAGCAGAGGAAAGGUGGGAUCCCCCCCUACCUUGAGUCAUGAACAGCAAAACAUCUGUUGCCAGUCUUUCUCACCACGUCAAUGUACAUAACUUCCAAUGUUGUAACGUAUAAACAUUUUUGUGUUGAGACAAUGUGGUCUACAUUUAAUAGUUGCAAAUGUAAAAUUAAUUUUAAUAGAGAAUAAAAAAAGAACUGCUGCUGUCUUGCAGUACAUCCUUGUAAAUAUAGUGUAAAUAUAGUUUUUGUGCAUUUCUUUUAUAUACCAAAGGGUUACUUAUAAUAAACC
This is a messenger RNA of Oreochromis niloticus (Nile tilapia), 4049 nucleotides long. RefSeq names its product MIS18 binding protein 1 (gene mis18bp1). The transcript has 16 exons. Lineage: Eukaryota; Metazoa; Chordata; Actinopteri; Cichliformes; Cichlidae. Bases 153 to 3707 code for a protein of 1184 amino acids. The record is from RefSeq and is a predicted model, not a curated record. Gene Ontology annotation, cellular component: chromosome, centromeric region.